CACCGCUAAUAGCUGUUCCCUAAAACCACACUUAAAUAGCACGCAUUAAUGUGUGAGCAGGUGAACGGGAAGAACAGUGAGAACAUUUUAAAGAACACGAAUAUACAAGCACAGUGUAGUCCCGUGAUUCUGACGUCAUUGUGGGCAAAUGUAAACUUCGGCAGACGGUGUUUGUGAUUUAGCUAAAACUACUUUGUCUUUCCAAAACAAAUAAACAACAAAAAAAGGAAAAUGUCGUUUUGGUUUUGCUGUUGUUUCUGUCCCAAUGAAGCUAGUACUACAUCAACUCAAGCAGAGAGGCAGCCUUUAAUGCAGUCCAAAUCGGCUAGGCAACUGCGCCGUUCAAACCCACACUCAACAGCAAAUGAUGAGACACAGAAACAUGGCAGAUUCAUCGCCAAGCAUGUGGAAGUACCUGAGCUGGAUCAACGCUUUAUCGAUAUUGCUGACACAUUUAAUCAACAAGCAGAACAUCACCAAGCUAUGGGUGGAUGCCUGGAACGACUGAAAGCCAGCUAUCAGUGCGCAGCGGGCAGCACUCUAGCUGAUUGUUUACAGAGAAUGAGGGACGAGCACAGUGCCUUUAACAUUGCCGUCCAAAUGCAGGGCUAUAACUUUUCUGUCGUCGUGAAGCCAGAAAGCGCCCCUGAUAUCAAACUGCAGGAAGCCCAAGAGCUGAUAAAGAAUCUCAAUAAGGCCUCCAAAUCCAUCGCAGCAGCCAGCACCAAGCUGCAGGAGAUGAUCACCUCGGCGCUGCACAGCGAGAUGGAGAUUACACACAGAGUGAAGGAGGCCAAGCGGCCCUACCAGGAGCAGAUACGGGUCGAGGCCAACCUGAAGGAGAACUUCCAGGAGGUGAAGAGAAUCAAGCAGCUUUCCAGUCAGUACCGAGAAGAGGCCAGCAGUCUACUGAACGAGAUGGCACGACUCGCUGGCAUAUCUCUUUGAACUGACAAACGCUCACUACAGGAGCUUAAUACAGCUGGUAUGUUUUUUUCUACUGAUUAAAAUAUGAAUGAUAACAAACGAUCCUUUUAAGAACUGAACAUAGCAUCACUUUUGCAGUCUUUCUUCGGGUGUCAUGUAGACAGAAUCAGGAUGUCUUGAUCUUUUGUAGAAAUAAGAAGAAAGUAAUCCAGGAUUGAAUCGGCAACCUUCCCAUUCCGAGUACAAGCCUGUAGGUCAGAUAUAUUUUUGAUUGUUAAUAAAAUAUAUCUAGCAACUAA
Molecule: messenger RNA, 1226 nt
Organism: Acipenser ruthenus (sterlet)
Lineage: Eukaryota; Metazoa; Chordata; Actinopteri; Acipenseriformes; Acipenseridae
Exons: 4
Coding region: 232-948 (238 amino acids)
Source: RefSeq, a predicted model, not a curated record